Messenger RNA from Pyrenophora tritici-repentis Pt-1C-BFP, 1455 nucleotides. Lineage: Eukaryota; Fungi; Ascomycota; Dothideomycetes; Pleosporales; Pleosporaceae. The record is from RefSeq and is a predicted model, not a curated record.
AUGAGUUUCGCUGGUGCGCUCCCACUCAAGGCGGUGGCUCCUUUCUUCCAUGCUUCCCCUCCAUCGUCCGCCAUGGCCGAUCCAUACCAGACGCUCGGAGUCAGCAAAAACGCCUCUGCCGCCGACAUCAAGAAAGCCUACUAUGGCAUGGCGAAGAAAUACCAUCCCGAUACAAAUAAGGAAGCCGGUGCAAAGGAAAAGUUUGCUGCUGCGCAGUCCGCAUACGAAAUCCUGUCAGACGCGGAGAAAAAAAAGGCCUUUGAUUCCUAUGGCGCCGGCGCCUUUGAUGCAAAUGGUGGCUUCAACCCUGGGGCUUCUGCGGGAGGGCCUGGAGGAAAUCCGUUUGGGGGAGGCUUUGGAGGAGGCUUCGGUGGUUUUGGUGGGUUCGGUGGCGCUCAAGGUGCGGGGGGGUUCCAGGACAUCAAUUUUGAGGAUCUAUUCGGUGCUUUCACUGGAGGCAGAAGAGGAAGAGGUGGCGGUGGGGGACGGAACCCAUUUCAGCAAGAGUCGGUCAUGGUGGGUGACGAUAUCGAAGUACAAACAAACAUCUCAUUCUUGGAUGCGGCGAGAGGUGUUAAAAAGGACAUAUACGUUACGCCCAUGACAGAAUGCGGAACAUGUAACGGCAGUGGGUUGAAGCAGGGCGCAAAGAGAGCAGAGUGCAAGAGCUGUGGAGGCAGUGGGCAACGGGUAACAAGCAUGGGCGGCUUCCACAUGAGCGCAACCUGUUCAUCCUGCGGCGGAUCUGGAUUUGCGAUACCCCGGGGUUCGUCUUGUGGCACUUGCGGAGGCGAUGGCGCGGUCAAGGAACGAAAGACCAUCACAAUCGACAUACCUGGUGGUGUAGACGACGGCAUGCGGCUGCGCGUCAACGGCGAGGGAGAUGCACCACUCACUGGCCAAGCCAUGUCUUCCGGAACUAUUCGCGGCCAAAAGGGAGACCUCUACGUGCUUAUCCGUGUAGCCGCCGACUCCAAGUUCAGACGCAGCGGCUCUGAUAUCCUACACACCGCAACUAUUCCACUCACUACGGCCGUACUGGGAGGCGAGAUCAAGGUCCCGACGCUAGACGGCGAAGUCAAGGUUAAAGUACCCACAGGCUCAGGAACCGGCGACCACGUCACGCUAUCAGGCAUGGGCAUGAAACAAUUGACUGGCCGGCGCAAUGGCAAGGGUGACUUGCGCGUAGAGUUCAAGGUCAACAUGCCCAAGUACCUCAGUGUCAACCAGCGCACCAUCUUGGAAAUGCUGGCAGAUGAAAUGGGAGACAAGAACGCACAGCGAGUGAUCAACCCAGGCAAGACCAAGGACUCAGCGGGGAACCCCAUGAGCGGACAUGAAAACGAGGGCUUCUUGAAGAGCGCCUGGCACAACCUGACAGGGCAGCACAGGCACCUAGACCCCGAGGAGAGGCGCAAGGCGGAAGAGGAUGAGAAGAAGAGGGGGUCUGGCUAA